CUCCCUCGCAUACGUUCGCCUCGCCAGCCAAUCCUCAAGCACACACACACACACACACACACACUUAUAUACAAGGUGCACACUAACUUCCAGCUCAUACAUACAUAAGGGUGCACACAGGGAGGACUAGUACAGGACUCAGUGACGUGUGGAGCAGUGUGUUUGGAGGUCAUUCGGUGGUGGUUUUAAAGCCUAACAAGGUUUUUUGAAGGUGUGUGGAUGGCAAGGACAGAUUCGAAGGAGGAUCUUUUUAAUUAUUCCAACGGUCAUCUUCCCCAUAGCUGGCCAACGUGGGAUAGAUUACUCAGAAGCCAAAACAGCAAUAACGAGAAGAAGAACACUGAUAUUUUCCGCAAGAACAGCAAGACGAACGGCAUUUUAAGAUAACGAGCUGUAACUUGGAAGAAACUAUACUUGGCUACGAGAGUAAGUCAUCACAACGGACGACUGACCUUGUUUUUCAUCUUUUAACCAACGAAUUUUUACUCAUUCCCAAGACUUGAAAACGGAGAACAGCAGGCCUUGGAAAAACACUUAACCCAUUCCCAAGACUUGAAAACGGGAACAGCAGGCCUUGGAAAAACACUUAACUCAUUCCCAAGACUUGAAAACGGGAACAGCAGGCCUUGGAAAAACACUUAACUCAUUCCCAAGACUUGAAAACGGGAACAGCAGGCCUUGGAAAAACACUUAACCCAUUCCCAAGACUUGUCAGCAGAGAACAGCAGGCCUUGGAAAAACACUUAACCCAUUCCCAAGACUUGUCAGCAGAGAACAGCAGGCCUUGGAAAAACACUUAACUCAUUCCCAAGACUUGUAAACGGAGAACAGCAGGCCUUGGAAAAACACUUAACUCAUUCCCAAGACUUGUAAACGGGAACAGCAGGCCUUGGAAAAACACUUAACUCAUUCCCAAGACUUGUCAGCAGAGAACAGCAGGCCUUGGAAAAACACUUAACUCAUUCCCAAGACUUGUCAGCAGAGAACAGCAGGCCUUGGAAAAACACUUAACUCAUUCCCAAGACUUGUAAACGGAGAACAGCAGGCCUUGAAAAAACACAGCAUUCACCAACAGCAAGAACAGUAACAACAGACAACGGUAAACAGAAGUAAGGAUUAUAAGUUGACAGGAACAGCCCAGUACAGUGAAGAGAACAGAGGAACAGCAGGCCUUGAGAAAACAGCAUUCCAUCAACAUCAAGGACAGAAAUCACAGCAGACAACAGUAACAGGGUAAGAGAAAUAAACAUCCAGUAGUCUACAGUGAAAAGGAAGCAAAAGAACAAUUGACAACCGAAUCAGGACAGCCAAGGAAAACAGGAUAUCACAACGGCAAGAACAGCAUGUAACAGGACCAACAGGAAACAGAGAUAAACGUAACAGAAGUAUACAUGUGAAAAAACAGCGAAACAGGAAUCAUUGACAACAGAAUCAGGACAGCCAAGGAAAACAGGAUAUCACAACAGCAAGAAUAGCAUGUAACAGGACCAACAGGAAACAGAUAAACGUAACAGAAGUAUACAUGUGAAAAAACAGCGAAACAGGAAUCAAUGACAGCAAAACAGGACAGCCAAGGAAAAACAGCAUUCCAUUAACAACAGACAAGAGCAACAACGAUAACAGACGUAACGACAUUAACGGUUACAAUAGACAGCAUUUAAGAAGCCUCGGUGCAUGAAAACUGACAUCACAGAAAAACCGCCACUGACAGCAAGCAGAAGACAGCAAGACAGACCAACCCAGACACACAGAACAAGCCAUAGAAAGCCCCAGACAGCACAGCAUCCCACAGCAACAGGAGAAACAGGUCACACGUGAUAACCAGUGCUGAGGGAGGAGGAGGAAGCAGGAGGAGGAAGAGCCGGCUGGUCGGUCUGUAGGCUACCCUGUCUGUCACCACCACCACCACCAUCACCGCUGCCUCAAAUCCACACUAUUAGACAGAUUGGCGCCUUGUGAAGUGCUUGUAGGAGGGAGAGAGGGAGAGAUAAGGACAGUGUAAGAGGUGGGAGAGGAGAAAGAGGACCAGGAGGAACACCCUGGCACACAUACACACAGACAGACAGACAUCACGCGAGCUGCAGACACGAGUUGACCCUAGGAACACGUGACCGGCUCGCUCUCUCUUUGAACCCUCCAAUCCCCUUUCUCCCUUCGCAACGGUACCGGCAUUUUUACCUGCAACAUGAGGCCCCGACCACGUGUGAUGAGGUGCAGCUGUGUGUUCUGUGCUAAAGCCCCGGACAGCAGUACAAGCAUUAGUAAGGACUGCGAGACUGCUUAUUUCCCCUACCUCGGCGCUGGCAUUGCAGGACCCGUAGUGGUGCCCAAAACCUUCAAGCAGAUGUACAGUUACACCUCCAGACAACAGGAAGUGGCGAAUAUCAGGAGUAAAUUCCCGAACAAAAUUCCCGUGGUGGUGGAGAGGUACGCGAAGGAGACCACGUUGCCUAUCCUCGACAAGACCAAGUUUCUGGUGCCUCAGGAGCUCACCAUGUCCCAGUUCGUCACCAUUCUCAGGAACAGAAUGCAGCUCCAAUCCACCAUGAGUUUCUACCUCCUCGUCAACAACCGCUCGCUGGUCUCCCUCUCGCGGCCGCUCUCCGAGGUGUACCGUGAGUGUAGGGACGAUGACGGCUUCCUCUACGUCACCUACGCCAGCCAGGAGGUCUUCGGCUGAGGGCAGGACAGAUGAGGUCCGGUCAAGGUGCUCAAGCUUUGUACUGCUGUGAUAGAUGGCCAAGGGGUCACCACCAGGGGCAGGGGUCGAGGCGGGGGGCUGGGGGGCGGGCAGGGGCAGGGCGGGGGUCACCAAGCCUUCAGGUGGCGGCCCUUAACCCUUCCUGACUUCACCUCCACCCCCGUCACCACCACCACCACCACCACCUUCUACGACACCGCCAGCACCACCACCACCACCACCACACCCUCUACCACACCACAAGGACCCGUGUCUCUGCUCCUAACAAGAGUUCUUCCACCACCACAACUACUGCUGCCACCUCCACCACCACCACCGCCAGCACCACCUCCGAGCUAACAAGGGCUGACAUUUAGGGCUCCCUCGUCAUGUCUACAACUGUGGCCACUUCUACUACUACUACUACUACUACUACAGCUACUGCCAUAUCUACCAUUGUUUUUGACCACUGCAAUUAUGUACUACUUAUGUUACUACCACUAUCGAAUACUACUUUUAAUUCUACUUUUACUAUUAACUACUACUACUACUACUACUACUACUUCUAUUAAUAUAUCUACUACUACUACUUUAAUUUUUAUUUCUACUACUACUACUACUACUAUUUCUACUACUACUAUGAUAUGGUACACGGAUAUAUAUUGUUUUUAUAAGUAUGUAUAUCUAUAUUUUUUUUAUGGCAUUGCUGUAAUCAUCAUAUCACCAUUGUCAUCAUCACCUUCAUCAUCACCAUCAUCUCUGGUUACCAUCAUCAUCAUCACUACCAUUAAUUUUUUUUUUUAUCUUAACUGACUACCACCAUCACCAUCAUUGUUUUUCCCAUUUUUUUUUUCUUCACCAACCCCCAUUUUUAUCAUCAUCUUCAUCAUCACCAUCAUCAUCAUCCUUGUCAUGUGUGAUUGGCUGUGUUAUGUAUAAGUUCUUGUAGAGUCGAUAUUUUAAGGUUGUUUCAUUCAUUUCAUUUUUUAAGUCUGUUUUUAUCUUCCUUCAUAGACUUCGGAACACAUGAGAAGAUUUUGCUGGGAGAUAUUUGGUUCAGUCAGCUCUUUGAUUUUCUUGUUUUGCUUUGUUUUACCUCUUCCAGCCUCAUAUUUUAUCUCAUUCUUGUUUUUCAUUUUGGUAGUUUAUAAGACAAAAGAAAUUCAGUUUGGUUGCUCAUACAGAUUCAUUUUCCUUGCCCUGUGAGGUCUAGUUGAAUUCAGUGUGCUCUUCUUUUCCUAUUUGGCGUCAGUACACCUUCUUUCUCUCCCUAUCCUUCCCUUUCCCCUCCUUUCUUUAUUUCCCUUCCUUCCCUUCCUCUCCUUUCUUUCCCUAUCCUUCCCUUCCUCUCCUUUCUUUAUUUCCCUUCCCUUCCCUUCCUCUCCUUUAUUUCCCUUCUUUCCCUUUCCCCUCCUUUCUUUAUUUCCCUUCCUUCCCUUCCUUCCUCUCCUUUCUUUUCCCUGACCCUCAAUUAAUUACUCUUUUCUUCCAUUCCUUUUUCCCUCCCUACCCUUUUUUUCCCUACCUUACCUCACUGUACCCUAGCCUUUCUUACCCUACCCUACCUUACCUUAUUGUACCCCUCCCUUUCUUACGCAAAACUCUUACCCUACUACCCUUCCCUUCCCUUCCCUUCCUCUCCCUUCCCUUCUCUUCCCUUCCCUUCUCUUCUCUUCCUUUGCCUUCCCAUCCCUUCCCUUCCCAUCCCUUCUCUUCCUUUCUCCUUUCCUUUCCCCUACCCUCCUUUUCCAUUCCUUCUCUUCCUUUCCCUUCCUUCCCUUCCUUUCCUUUCCCUUCCCUUCCCUUCCCCUUAUUCCACCCACUCAUUCCCUACUCCUUCCUACUCUUCCCAAUUCCUUCCUCCCUCAGCAUACCUAACCUAACCUAACCUAACCUAACACACCACUCUCCAACUACCUCACACCCACCCUCGUCCUGCCCGACCUGAUGGCUUCUGUGCCGUGGAAACAAACAGACUUGCUCACGAUACACUGUUGCAUUUAUCGGGUCUAACUGACUGAUGACUGUUUGCGUGAAUACCCUAGGGCCUAGUGAGUGGCUGUGCGUGUGUGUAUUUGGUUACUUAACUGGCUAGCGACUGUGUACCUUGCCUUGGAUAGUAACUGGAUAUAUGGAUGUCUGAACUAACUGAGGGGUGUUUGUUUACCUCUGACCAGUUAGUGUGUGCAUAUGUUUGUUUGUCUAGCUAUGUGUAUGUGCUCAGAGUGGAGAGUAACUGGAUAUAUGUAUGUCUUAACUAACUGAGGAGUGUCUGUGUACCUCUGACCAGAUAGUUAGUAAGUGCAUAUGUCUGUCUAGCUGUGUGUGUGUGUGUGUGUGUGUGUGUGUGUGUGCCAGCUGAUAGUUUUUUCAUCUUUAGGUUAUUUUAAGGACGUUGUGAAGUUGUGAUAUGUAUGUAAAGUAGGUGAGGAUGAGUGAGAGGUCCAUACAUAGAUGCAUUUCGCGAUAUUUGAGGUAUUACUCGAAGCAUUACAUCAUUGCCUUAAGGAGUAUAGGUUUUUAACAGGAGUGGGUGUGUUUAGAGGGCAAGGAAGGAAGUUUUAAAUGAUCUUUUGACUAGAGAUGUUUGUGUGCUUGUUAUUCAUCCAAGGUCAUGCUCACUGCUCAUUCAUUUUUUUAUCUGGGAAAAUUUGAUACAUUCUCACAGGUGAUACGUUUUGACAGGAGCACAGGACAUGUUUGUACUUGCUCCUAAAGUCAAUACUCUCAGACUCAACUAUUUUCAAAGGCUGAGAAGGAGAUGUUAUUGGGUUUUCAUGGCUAUAUUUUUUCCCUUCAUGAUUCAAAAGCUCUCAGACUACCACCAAUAUCUGAAGGCCUAAAAAGGAAAUAUAUUGGGUUCUCACUG
Messenger RNA from Eriocheir sinensis (Chinese mitten crab), 5549 nucleotides. RefSeq names its product microtubule-associated proteins 1A/1B light chain 3C-like. Bases 2186 to 2680 code for a protein of 164 amino acids. NCBI's taxonomy places the organism in Eukaryota, Metazoa, Arthropoda, Malacostraca, Decapoda, Varunidae. Gene Ontology annotation, cellular component: autophagosome; cytosol; autophagosome membrane. The record is from RefSeq and is a predicted model, not a curated record. The transcript has 5 exons. Gene Ontology annotation, biological process: autophagy of mitochondrion; autophagosome assembly; cellular response to nitrogen starvation. Gene Ontology annotation, molecular function: ubiquitin protein ligase binding.